Exophiala mesophila is the source of this 669-nucleotide messenger RNA. RefSeq lists its product as uncharacterized. The coding region runs from base 1 to 669 and encodes 222 amino acids. The transcript has 3 exons. NCBI's taxonomy places the organism in Eukaryota, Fungi, Ascomycota, Eurotiomycetes, Chaetothyriales, Herpotrichiellaceae. The record is from RefSeq and is a predicted model, not a curated record.
AUGUCGAAAAACUCGACCUUGCAUUCGAUUCUUUACCACACGACUCGCCUUUGCCAAUACUUGUCCGCCAUAUCAGUUGCCGGGAUCAUUUCGUACUUCAUAUACAUUCUUAAAAGGAACUCGUACCCAUCGCCCUGGGCCUUUAUCUUUCUGCUAUCAGUAGCGUCCACUGAGAUCGUAUGGCUCAUAUUGACAACUUUCCGAGCGGUGUCUCGCAUGCUUGGAAGUAUAGUGAGCACGAUAAUUGACUUGUUGAUUGCGCUGGCCUGGCUUAGUUCGACAGUUCUGGUUGGAAUACGGAUACAAUAUGCCGUCAACACCAAAUGCACAGUGGAAUUCUGGAUGAAUACCUACGGGGUGUUCAUCUGCAGGCUGUACAAAGGUCUUUUCGCAAGUACCAUUAUUGCAGUCUUUAGCGCGUUCGUGGCCAUCCUCGUCGAUGUCAAGUAUCGCAAGAAUCGGAAGUCGCGAGACGAUAUAGGAUAUCGCAAAGCAAAGACAGUCGAUGACACCUGGGUCCCAGGAAUGCGUGGAGUCUCCGACGCCGGCACUCUGCUAUACGAUGGGUCCUACAAAAGCCCCGCUGCUGAUGUGAUACCGUCAAGCCGCAGGACUUCGCAGGACAAUUUAGUGACCCGGCCUGAGACCUCGUUGGAAUCGAGAAACUGA